Messenger RNA from Rubroshorea leprosula, 5252 nucleotides. The record is from the annotation of a GenBank genome assembly. NCBI's taxonomy places the organism in Eukaryota, Viridiplantae, Streptophyta, Magnoliopsida, Malvales, Dipterocarpaceae.
UUCUCAUCUUCUCAAACCUACUAAAAAUUCUCAUUCAAUCAAACACUCUAAUUGGGUUGCCUACAAAGGGGAGUGGCUUCUGCUAAAACCCCAUCCUUUCUUCCUCGUCACUUUUCUCUUUUAUGUAUUUGUGAUCAACUUCUUUUGGGAGGAGUAGGCGUAAUGAUGAAGAGUAUAAAAUCUCGUUAAUCCAAUAUUUAUAGUGAGGAUAACACUCUCAUUGAUUUUAACAAUUUCUAAGCACCAUCCCCAAUUUCUCUUCUCCUAGUAAACACGUUUUCUAACAAUGGCGAGCACAAGAGGGACGGCAAGGGGUGUAACACAAGGGAUCGAGGGUGGCUACAGACAGUGGCAAGGACACAGGAAUAGGACGGUAGGCUAUGGUUCGCAGUUUUCCGGUUGGACGACGACGUUCUUCUUUUACAAUUUUCCGGAGGAGUUGGAGGCAAAAUUCCUAUGGAACAGCUUUCGGAUGUAUGGCAAGGCUGUAGAUGUGUAUAUCCCGAGCAAAAGAGAUAAGCGAGGGAAGAGGUUUGGGUUUGUGCGGAUGGCAGGGGUAAAAAAUGAGAUUCAAAUGGAGAGGCAGCUAAACACGAUGUGGAUUGGCUCGUAUAAAAUGAAAGUGAAGAUUGCAGAUGACAAGGGAAAAAAACCAGCAGUGUACAGGAAGUUACAAGGAGCAGUAAAGGACAAUGGAUCAACAAGCAAAAUGAAUAAGUUAGUCCAACCAGGGAAAUCAUAUGCCCAAGCAGUGAAGGGCAAGGGAAAGAGGGAUGAGAAGGCACAAAUACAACCUCAGGACAAGGAUGAAGAAGAAUCUGCGGAUAAGGACGAGGUUAAUAAAAGGGUAGUUGAGAAUAUGGUAGUGGAACAUUCUCCCACGGGUGAAGAGUUACACUGGCUAGAGGGUGGCAUGGUGGCAGUGGUGAGAUCGCUGGGUUUGAUAUCAGAGAUUCAGGAACGUAUUGACGGAGACGGAGGCUCAAUAUCGUUAACACCAAUAGGGGGAAGGCGGGUGUUAUUAUCUGAAAGAGUAGUAGGGUAUUUAUCUGAAUAUAUGAAGAUAAAUGAAGAGUUGUUCGAUCUGUGGUUUGAAUCCAUAAACCCAUGGGAGACGGCACCGGAGGAGUCGAGUCGUAUGGUUUGGCUGCGUAUAUCGGGAGUGCCUCUAAAGGCAUGGAAGUCUAGGAGAAUUGCAAAAAGAAUUAACUUGAAGGUAGGAGAACAGCUGUAUGAAAUAGAGAUUGCAGAGGAGGAGUGGCGAUCGGAUCCGGAUUGGUGGCUGACGGAGAAUGAUCGGAAUAAUGACCAGAAAUCGGGGUCCAAUGACUUCUCGGAUAUGGCAACGGGAAAGGAAAGCUGGGAAAAAAAUGAAACAGAGAGGGAGAUUGUAGGGGACGAAAGAGAUGGGCCGGCUAAGGGAUGUGGGCUCCAAAGGGUGAGGUCUGUUGGGCCAGAAAAGUGGAGUGGGCCGGAUAAAAGCAACAAUUAUGGACGGACAAAAGAAAUAAGUUUAGAAGGACCAAAUUUAAUCACCCAAAUCCUGAAAGCAACAUCAGUAACGCAGAAACCAGAAAACAGAGCACCAACGAACAAAAAGCAGCGCCUUCUCCAAGAGUGUUACCCAGGAAGCAUGGAGGAGAUCUGGGCGAAAGAGACUCCGCUGGUGACAUCCAGAUCAAGACAGCGACAGUCACGAAGGGUGGAUGACCGAAGAGCAAAGGAAGACAAGGUAUGCAUAGAGGGUAGUUUGUCUAUUUCGGAUGGGGAUAUUGUAAAUAGAAAUAGGGUGAUCCAAAGGGAGUUGAAUCUGCAUGAGGUUGAUAGAGGCAGAGGAUCGAGAAAGGGCAAAGAGGAGAGACGGGUUGGGGGUAUAGUGAAGAGGAAGGAAGUGGGAAAGCUGAUUAGAGAGGAAAGGCCGGACUUUCUAUUAUUGCAGGAAACGAAGUUAGAGAGGAUAGAUAUGGGUAUUUGCAAACUUUUAUGGAACUCUGACGAGUUCGAAUGGGUUGCGAAGGCCUCGUCUGGAGCAUCAGGGGGACUGCUAUGUUUAUGGGACAGAAGGAAUUUUGUUAAGAGCGAAGAGUUUACAGGGGAUGGAGGGCCUGAGGAGAGGCGAGGGAAAUCAGGGGUGAGUGCAGAUAUGUGGGAUUUUGAGGAGUUCAUUGUAACAAUAGGCCUGGUGGAUGUUAAAUUGACAAAUAGACGAUUUACAUGGUAUAAACCAGAUGGAACAGCAAGAAGCAGACUAGACAGAUUCUUGUUGAGUACUGAGAUGUAUAAUAGGGGAGGAGAAUGGAUACAGCAGGGGCUGCCAAGAAACAUUGAGGAUCAUUGUGCAACGGUGUUGAAAUCCAAAUCAACAGAUUGGGGACCAAGGCCUUUUAGAGUCUUAGAUGCAUGGCAACAACAUCCAGGAUUCAAGAAGGUUGUAGAAGAUAAGUGGAGAGAGAUGGCAGUGGAGGGGUUUGCAGGGUACAAAUGCAAACAAAAGUUAAAACUGUUGAAAGAGUUCUUAAAAGGUUGGAACAAGGAAGUUUUUGGAAACAUGGAAGCCCAGUAUGUGCAGGCAGUUAAAAAAAUAGAACAGGUUGAUAUGCAGAACGAGGUAGCUGAGCUGGAGGAAUUAGAAAUUGUUAAAAGGCAAACAGGCUUCUCUGAGAUGUGGGAUGUUUUGAGAAAAAGAGAACUAAUCUGGAAGCAGAAGUCAAGGAGCAGAUGGAUAAGAGAGGGUGACGCCAAUACUCGUUUCUUCCAUAAAGUGGCCAACGGGAGAAGGGCGCAAAAUAAUAUUGCUGGCUUAAUGAGCGAGGGGACCAAAGCCCGAGGGGAUCAAGUUUCAAAAGAUUUCAGAGGGAAAAAAGAAUGGCUAGAAAGACCGUUUUCGAUUGAAGAAAUUGAGGAAGGUUUAAGGAGCUGUGACAGUUCAAAGGCACCGGGACCGGAUGGGUACAACUUCAAGUUUCUUAAAUUUGCGUGGCAUUGCAUUAAGGAGGAUUUCAUCAGUUUUUUCUCGGAGUUCCACCGAAAUGGUAAACUGGUGAGGGGUCUAAACUCUUCUUUUUUGGCUUUGGUCCCUAAAAAAUUGAAUGCUGCAAAUUUAAAGGAGUAUAGACCCAUUAGCUUGAUAGGAUGUGUUUAUAAAUUAUUAGCGAAGGUAUUGGCUAAUAGAUUGAAAUCGGUGAUGCCAGAAAUAGUGAGUGAUACUCAAUCCGCUUUUGUGGGGGGUCGCCAAUUGGUUGAUAGUGUAUUGGUGCUGAAUGAGGUAGUAGAUGAGAUAAAGACCAGGAAACAGCCAGCCUUUGUUUUUAAGGCUGAUUUUGAAAGGGCAUAUGAUUGUGUGGAUUGGUCCUUCUUAGACUGGAUGAUGGAUACUUUUGGUUUUGGAACAAAGUGGAGAGGAUGGAUCAUGGAGUGCCUUUCAACGGCGAGAACUUCGAUUUUGGUAAAUGGAAGCUCGACAAGGGAAUUUGAGGUUGGUAAAGGAUUACGUCAAGGGGAUCCUUUAUCUCCCUUUCUUUUCUUGAUGAUCGGUGAGGGGUUACAAGGCUUGGUACAGAAAGUAGUGGCGGAAGGAAUGCUAGAUGGAAUCGAGAUUGGAAAGAAAGGGAUGACCGUGUCUUUACUUCAGUUCGCCGACGAUACAAUAAUUAUGGGCAGAGCGGAUGUUGAGAAUACUCGAAUGGUGAAGGAUGUUUUAAGAUGGUUUGAACUUAUGUCUGGUCUGCGGAUAAAUUUUAACAAGAGCAGUAUAUAUGGCUAUAAUGUGUCGGAGGGAUGGUUAAAGGGAUCAGCCGGUAUGCUACGAUGUGGAGUAGGCCAAACACCCUUUCUUUAUUUGGGUUUGCCCAUUGGCAGUAAAUCCGGAAGCAAGAAGGUGUGGGAGCCGAUGGUGAAUAAAUUUCGUGCAAAGCUGGCUGCAUGGAAGGCUACUACUCUUUCCUUUGAAGGUCGCCUAACCUUAUUGAACUCGGUACUCUCUGCGUUGCCUAUUUUUUAUAUGUCUUUGUUUUUACUACCAAAGUCUGUUCUUGUGGAGCUGAUUAGUAUACAAAGGAGAUUCCUAUGGGGUGGGUCAGAUUUAAAUAAAAAGAUUUCAUGGGUGAAAUGGGAAUAUAUUUGUCGUGAUAAGGGGAAAGGGGGUUUAGGGGUACCAGAUAUGCGUAGGAAAAAUUGGGCAUUGUUAGGAAAGUGGUGGUAUAGAUUAGGAGAUGGGGUUGAGAACUUAUGGAAAAGGGUGGUGAGGGAGAAGUAUUAUGGAGGUAGGAGUGAGGUCGAUAUUACAACGAUUGAGGGCCCGAGGGUGUCAAAGCUGUGGAGGGAUAUUAUUAGAAUGGGGGGUCACUCUUCGAGACUAAAGAAUAUGCUAGUGGAGGGGUUCAAGUGGGAAGUGGGUGAGGGAAAUAAGGUGGAUUUUUUGCUACAGCGGUGGGUUGGAGAUAAAACUCUUAGGGACUUAUGUCCAAGAUUAUACACUCUAUCGGUUAAGAAGGAAGGAAAGGUUUAUGAAAUGGGAAGAUGGAAUGAGGGUAGAUGGUGUUGGCGUGUUGAGUGGAGGAGAGGUACCAUAGGGCGUGAGAAGGAUGAGGAGGAGGUGCUGGAGAGGACGUUGGAGGGUGUUCAUGUGAAGGAAGGGGUUGGGGAUGUUUGGAAGUGGAGACAUGAGACGGAUGGUAGAUAUGUUGUAAAGAUAGAAUAUGACUAUUUAGAUUCUAUGGAAGGAGUAUUGGAGGACCAGAGUACAGUAGGAAAGGAGAUGGGCUCUUGUGUUUUUCUGGCAACUGCUUGGUAUAUAUGGUAUAGAAGGAAUACUCUGAUAUUUCGAGAAGAUGAAGGAAUUCCAGAGAAAAUGCUGGAAAGGGUGCAAGUAAAAACCUUUUCAUGGUUGAAGUCUAAAGUGAAGGGAUGCGUUUUUUCCUUUUAUGAAUGGCAAUAUUGUCCGAUGGAAUGUGCAAAGGCUGUCAAAAGGCAUAAAAGGAUGAGGAAGCAAUUCUCAAAGGCAGUAGUGGCCCCUAGCUAACGGAGGGGAGGUUCACAAUCUGCUCUCUUAGUCUGCUGUAUGGGUCCUGAAGGGCUGGAAUCGGCUUAGAGGUAUUUCCUUCUCCUGUAGACUUUCUUGAUGGCUGUCCUGAGCUUUUGUGUUUCUUGAAUGUAGUAGGUUAAUUGUGUUGUGUAUCUUGUUUCCUCUGGACUGUACUCUGUUUCUGGGAGUAUUUCUUAUGCUCCUUCACUAAUACAUAUGGUAUGUUGCU